Malus domestica (apple) is the source of this 780-nucleotide messenger RNA. RefSeq lists its product as uncharacterized. Lineage: Eukaryota; Viridiplantae; Streptophyta; Magnoliopsida; Rosales; Rosaceae. Gene Ontology annotation, molecular function: ubiquitin protein ligase activity. Gene Ontology annotation, cellular component: cytoplasm. The record is from RefSeq and is a predicted model, not a curated record. Gene Ontology annotation, biological process: protein ubiquitination.
AUGGACACUGUGGAGGGCCAAAGUGAUGAGUUCUGGGAUGUGGUGGGCGAUACCACAUACUGUGAAACACGGCUACUCGACGUUUUGAAGUUACCCAAAUCGGAGAAAUAUUCCAAGUUGUGGCUCGAUAUCAAGGCCACCGUUACAGUAAUGGUGCUGCCCAGGGAUUUAGAGGAUGAGGAGGAGUUGGAGGACCACUACAAAGUAAUGUUACUAGAAGAUGAUCAAAUGGGACAAACCACCGACGUCGUCGAGUACGAGGAAAAACUUGAGAUUGACCUUUUGAUGGAGGACAAUGCCACAAAAAGGACUUUGGAUACCAUAUCUCAGGAGCUAUCCAAGCUGAUCCACGUCCGUUCUGGGAAUCUUUUAUCCGCCGCGGCUACUAUAUUACGGGAUGCGCGUGCUGUUGCAAGAGAUAAGAGUUUUGUUGUUAGCAAUGGUGCUGAUCAAGGUCGCACCAACCCUGUACUUGUGCAUAUGGAGGCAUUCAUCAGCAUUGAUGCGGUUGACGACGAGCUGCCGGUUGAUGUGCAGCCUGCGUUCGUGCCGGCGAGUAAAUCUUCGAUUGAGAAGUUAGAGAGGGUGAAAGUGGAAGCCUCGUCGCAGGGGGUUUGUUGCUCGAUUUGUCUGGCGGAGAUUGUGGUUGGUUCCGAAGCACUUGGUAUGCCGUGUUUGCAUUUUUACCACGAGGAGUGCAUUGUCGAGUGGUUGGAGAAAAGCCGGUUCUGCCCGCUGUGCCGCUUCUCAAUGCCUACUGACGAUCAUUACUCAUCAUGA